Molecule: messenger RNA, 470 nt
Organism: Staurois parvus
Lineage: Eukaryota; Metazoa; Chordata; Amphibia; Anura; Ranidae
Source: the annotation of a GenBank genome assembly
AUGGGCCCCUAUACCGCCUCCUCAUGCUGCUGCCAGGCCCCUAAUCUGCCAUGGGCCCCUGUACCGCCUCCUCAUGCUGCUGCCAGGCCCCUAAUCUGCCAUGGGCCCCUAUACCGCCUCCUCAUGCUGCUGCCAGGUCCCAGAGUCUCUCAUGGGUCCCUGUACGGCCUCCCAUUGCUGCUGUCUCCAUCACUCUGCCAUGUGCCACUUUCAGGUCUCCUCACAUGCUGGUGUGUUCCAUUUUUUGUCAUAGGGUGCUGGCAGAUUACGGGCCUCCCAUAGCUGCUGCCAGGGCCCUAAUCUGCCAUGGGCCCCUGUACCGCCUCCUCAUGCUGCUGCCAGGUCCAGAGUCUCUCAUGGGUCCUGUACGGCCUCCCAUUGCUGCUGUCUCCAUCGCCACACUCUGCCAUGUGCCACUUUCAGGUCUCCUCACACUGCUGGUGUGUUCCAUUUUUUGUCAUAGGGUGCUG